Molecule: messenger RNA, 1770 nt
Organism: Rubroshorea leprosula
Lineage: Eukaryota; Viridiplantae; Streptophyta; Magnoliopsida; Malvales; Dipterocarpaceae
Source: the annotation of a GenBank genome assembly
UUUUUGUAAUUUAUCUUUCAUCUCGCCAUAAAUUUCACUUUUCUUAUUUUAAUUUUCAUCCUUCCAUAAAUCCGCAGAAACAAUUAGGUCAACCUGCAGAUUCAAUGGAAGAGUUGGGGAAAAAUCAAAGGCAAGGCAGUUAGGCUGCCGCACAGCGCAGUUGUUGGCAACUUCUUCUGGGGAUUCUGAUUCACAAAGAAACAUUUGUCAAUAUAUUGAAGAAGCUUGGCGUGAGAAAAAGAAAAAGAAAAAGAAGGAUAAAGGAUACGGAGACAAACAAAAGGGUAAUUCCAUGGAUCAAGUCACGGAGCAUCGAUUAGAUCAACCUGCAGAUUCAAGGGAAGGAUUGGUGUUAGAUCAAAGGCAAGGCAGUCAGGCUCCAGCGCCAACACGGCUGUUGACUUCGCAGAAUUUAGGUCAGACUCUGGCAACUUCAACUGGGGAUUCUGAUUCACAAAGAAACAUUGGUGAAAAUGGUGAAGAAGAACGGCGUGUCAGAAAGAGAAAGAUCGACCGGGCGUACAGACAAAGAAAGAAGGAUGGGAAAAAGGCACUGGAGGAUGAAAAUGAUCGUUUAAAGCAAGAAAACGAUGAACAGAAGCAGCGGAUAAAGUCCAUGCUUGAGGAUAAUGAGAAAUUGAAGUGGAAAUUAGAAGAAAGGGAAGGUCUAUGUAAUUCCUUACAGGACAGAAUUGCGGGUGCAAAUGUACAAUCAAUGUCUACUACUUACAUGCAACAACUUCUGGACGGAGUUAAACUGGGUAUCUUCUCGUUGAAUCAAAAGGUGGAUGGGCUUCAACAAAAUAUAACUCAACUUUUAGGCACACAAGUUUAUGCAUCGCAAUCCGAUACAUUGAUAAGUCCAGAUUUUCAGGCUGAUUGGACAACACGGCCGCUGACUCGGCUAGAUGGCACAAGUAGAAUGCGACCAACAUUUCAAUCUCCAGAAACGUUCACUGAUGAUUCUCAUGUAUUACCAUAUUUCUUGCCGCAGCAACAAGUAGGCCAAACUGCAUAUCCAAACGAUGUGUUACCACAGUUCAGUUCACAUGAGGGACAAGGCGUAAACUCUGCAAUCGAACCGCAGCCGUUCAUGCAGGGACUAUCAGAUCAAUAUCAAUUUUCCUCAGAGAACCUAAAUUUGUUUUCUAAUUUUCAGCCUCCAUUUUCUCAAUUUUCCUCAGAGGAAUCAGAUUUUAGUCUUGGUUGGUCUGUUAAGCAUUGUGUACUGUCUUCUUCGACGCCAAAGGUGAAGAUCUGUGUCUCUUUUAUCAUUUCAUUUGCACUUCAUGAGCUUGGUCUUGAAUUUUUUCAUUUUUACAUGUGCAUCGGAUUUUCAGUUAGCAAAGUGGAAGAGAGAAGAACCACUUGGACGCAAUCGUGCAAGGAGCACAGGGCAAACUAUUCUGAAGACACUUGAAGCUGAAAAUACGAGAUUGAAGCGGGAGGACCAGCAGAUGAAGUCCAAUAUACAGGCAUGUGAGGCUGAACAUAGGAGAUUGAAGCAGCAAAUUGAAGAAAAAGAACAGCGAAUAAAGUCUUUUCUAGAGGGUUUUAAGGCUAAAAUUGGGAUAUUGAUGAGUGAAACUGAAAAAAAGGAACAGAUAAUGAAGUGCAGAGAGGCUUUUGAGGUUGAAAAUUGGCAAUUGAAGCCCGAAAUUGAAGAAAAUGAAAGGCUAAUGAAGUCCAAUAUGGAGGCUUUUGAGGCCAAAAAUGGGAAAUUGAAGCUUGAGAUUGGAGAAAAGGAACAUCCAAUGAAGUCCAACUUGG